GCAAAAUCAAUCAUUUUCUUUCCGAAGUCAACGAAAGAAGAAAGACAAGCGAAGGCACACCAAGAAUACUGUACAACCAUCCUUCUUCACCGCGUUGUUGCUCAUUGCAGUACCUACUUCGAAAAAGAACUACGGCGAAUCGAAUAACGAUUACGGAGAAAAAACAGGACAAUACAAUCAACACCAUGGCGUACCAGACUAUAUUUGGAUUUCAGAGUCGCAGGCGGCGUCGAACCAUUCAUUCCUCUUCGUGUUCGGUUGCCAACUUUUCUCGGUUGAUAACGGUGCGUCUCUUUCGGAAGUUGAACCGAAUUCUUUUGCUUUCCUUGAUAUUUGCUCACGAUGCCGCUUUUUUCCAUGUUCUUCUGCCCAAUCGGAUUCAUCAAAACGCAAAAGCAGAUUGCUAUCUUCGCGGUCCUUGCAAUGUCUGGAACAAAAACGAUGAUGUUCGGAGACGAAAAAAGUAUCAGCAAUAGAAAAAACAACAUUUCAAUGUUUGCAUUGGCCAUCAAGCCUAUACGAAACUUGCACGUAACGUACCGGGGCCAAACACACACGAUCCGGGAGGGAGUUACCACCGUCAAGGAAUUGACCGCUCAGUUUGAACGAUUGAGCAACAACAAUAUGAAUAUCGGCAAUCACGUGCCAGCCAAGGGCAUYGUCUGGAAGGGAAAAAUCCUUAAACCGGGCGACGAUUUGUCCGAAGCGGGAAUAAAACACGGGGACCGCGUCAUGAUUUUGCCGGGUGACCACGACGCAAAGGGUGUUGAUAUCUUGGCCGUCUAUCUUUUCCUCCUGUCGAGCAACGAGAAAGCCAUCGACGAGGCGAUUGCCAACGUAAAAGAGGAACAACCGGAAUUGUUUGAAUCGAUGCAAGAWAUCCCUAGUUCUUUGUUGAGCGUGAUAAACGAAAUGAAACGAAAAGAUGUUGCCGACUUCUUUCGGACUUCUUUAGAUGCGUCCUAUCACAGACUUCGAGGGUGGUGGGAGCGUCCGUCCCUUCGACAGGGAUUGCACGAUCCAGACCGGAUCGAAAAUUAUCGAAAGGUCAUCUCCACCAAUCUUUCAAAGGGAUUCUUGAAGAAGUACUUUCCGCCCUCCAUGCAAAAAGCCAUCCAAAAACCAGAUUUGUGGAGGAGGGAAUUUKCCAAGGUCGUGACGAAGGCCAUCCGGGUCGGGGACACGAUUUUGGAAGGGCUCUUGGACUUGUUGCUUGAUAUUUUGAAAGGAAAGGGCUCUUCUGCGGCGAGUGCUGCCAUGAACGGUUAUACAACGACACUGUCUCCGCCAGUAGACGAACCAUCAGCAAGCAGUUUGGCCGACAGCAUCACCGAUCAAAUGAACGAUCCUUCGCUUGCCAAUAAUCUCUUGUUUGAAUUAUCCGAAUCCGAAGAUGACUACGGAGAGGAAGAGUUUUGAUAAUAUCUACAUAUGCACUGAAAAAUAGCAACAGGCCAUCGCAGGAAAGAGGCGCUUUGCUUGGAAUGGUUUUAUGAACUAAAUAAAAUGUAUAUUACAGCCACCGCUGCACGUAUUGGGAAUCUGGUUACGCUYAAUUGCAGGUUGAAUUUCAAAAUCGAGGCACAGAAAACGCUUUUCUUAAUAGCUUUUAUGAAUUGUUUUCUUUCGUGCUACUGCGGAUGCUGGAUUUGCUGCUAAUAUGUCCUACARUACUGCGACGAGGGAGUGCACUUCCUAUGCGCAGAGUACGAGUACUCUUGAAAUAUUUUUGACUCCGUAAGCAUCAAAAUACCAAGACAUACCAUUUUUAACCAUACGAACCAACUCUGAAUCAUGAGCAGCAAGCACUGUAUCGUAAGGUUUCUAACCGGGCAAUGAGYUAUAUAAURAUGGAACAACCACAAGAAAUUGCCGUUCUUAUCCGAGUGUGAAAUAGAUCGUCKGUUCGUUU
Messenger RNA from Pseudo-nitzschia multistriata, 1912 nucleotides. Lineage: Eukaryota; Bacillariophyta; Bacillariophyceae; Bacillariales; Bacillariaceae. The record is from the annotation of a GenBank genome assembly.